AUCAAUUCGGUGCUGGCCGCCAACCUAUCGGGCCAGUCUAGUUAGUCAGUUCGAUCGAGCCUCGCCGCGUCGCCUUUGAAGGAAUAUCGAGAUACACUUCGAAUCGUGCUACGCAAAAAUCAAGAAAAUCGAGUAACAAAACGAGUUAAAUAUGGCGCCCGCUAUUAAUAGUACGGUUAGCACCAUUACCACCACAAUUGCCAAUCUGACAAGCACCACAACGUCGUUUGAUAAUGCCACACUGGCAACCACUCCCGCUGGGUGGGCCAACGGGUAUACCGCUGCCUGGGAUGGUCCCUAUGUCUACUACUAUCCCAACUAUGUGAUGUACAUAACGCUGGUGUUUCUGUUCGUAUUCCUGCUGCCGCUGGUUGUGAUUAUGAGUGCCAUGAAGCGCAAGCGGGAGGCGCAGCUGCGGGCCCUGGCCCUGCAGAGACAGCGAGCCCGUCGUGAGAUGGAAAUCAGUGUGACAAACAACAAUAUCAAUGGUGGUUCCGCUACUGCCGCUGGCAUCAGCAGCGUCAGUGUAAGCGACCAGAACGACCAGGUUACUGUGCUGCCGAAGACCUUGGAUCUGCCGCCCAGCUACGACGAGGCAGCAUACUACGAGCAUAAGCAGGGUGUCAGCAAUGCAGCCUCCACGCUGACCAUUGCCACCAACCUGGAGGUGGGCAUCAAUGAGCCGCCGCCAGUCUACGAGGCGGGAACAGUGGCCACCACCACGACGACAACCACCACAACGUUCCUGGUCAACGGUCAGCCGCCUGUGAUGUAAACUAAACACUCGAUGCCGAAAUUAUACAUUAUAUUUCAUACUAAUACGCGCUUAUACACAUAAAUAUAUACGAGAAAUUUGUACAGUAA
Messenger RNA from Drosophila subobscura, 864 nucleotides. RefSeq lists its product as uncharacterized. Lineage: Eukaryota; Metazoa; Arthropoda; Insecta; Diptera; Drosophilidae. The record is from RefSeq and is a predicted model, not a curated record. The transcript is spliced from 3 exons. Bases 152 to 775 code for a protein of 207 amino acids.